AUGACCCAAGAGCGCGAGCAGAAUGUGGUAUGGCCUCAGGAUAUGCAAGAUGACACCAUCGUGGCCGGGGUCGGCGACGACGACUUCACCAAGUUCCUCGACCUCGACAGCGAAUUCCAACAUUUUACACCCAUGAACAAUGGCCAUUCCGGUCUCGAUACGCCCAUGGGCCGUUUGGGGUUUGGGAAUAGUGCGCCCGACCUGUCCUACGCCGGAUCCGAACAGAUGAACAUGAACGUGCCCCCGACGACCGAUUCCGUCAGCUAUCGGAAUCACAUUCCCUCGAGCCAGCCGUAUGGACAAUAUCCGCAGUAUCAACGAAUGCCCAUGCCGCCCCAGUAUCGAGUCCCCCCAACGCCUGUGAGCGCCGAAAUGCACGCGGGGAAAUAUGCACACACAGUGGGAAACAAUGGACAAAUAAUCUUUGACCACCAGCAGGUCUCCUUUACCCCACUGGUCUCCCCUGCGCAAACUCCCAUGGACGGUGGAUUUGCGAUGUCUGACUAUGGUCUGGGCGACGAAUUCUUCAGUCCUUUGACAUCGCCGGCGAUUGAGGCCCAGGCGACCUUCAGUUCAACCGGCACCACGGCCUCGCCCGUUGAUUUAAAUGCUGAUCCUGGAGCUACCAACAAAUCCACCACAGCUGGGACCAAACGCCCUCGACGCAAGGGCAGCAAUGCCGCCCGGACGCCGGCUCGGAGCGUGAAGCAGUCGCCCGCCAUGAAGCCUCAACCCCGGCGUCGAGUUCCUUCACUGACUUCACUCCCUUUGGACAAGGUUGGGGGCAUGCUUCCCCAAGGUGUUCAGGGCUCGAACCUACAACCAUCGGCUCCGAACAGCGCUGCCCUUCAGCCCAGCGAUGAUUCGGUGUCGCCCGAACCGCUUUCGGAAGCGGCGAUGAGACCGCCUCCUGUUCCUCAGGCCGGCAAAUCACCGCAGCAAUUGGCGGCUUCUCAAGGUGCGGCGUCCGCCAACCCCGUCACGCCUGCCACGUUGAUGAGGAUGCCAAGCAACCAAUCAAUGUCCGCGAAGCAAAUGGAGCAACAUGGCUCUGCCCAAUCCGCAAAUGAGCCAAUGGAGGACAUUAUGUUACCAGACGCCGCGGCUCCAGGAACGCAACCCAUAUUGGCAUCCAUUGACACCGGCAAAACGGGCAACGACAGCGAAAGCACUCCGACGCUUUCGGCCAAAUCGGCCAAAUUGAGUGCCGCCAGUACCCCGAGAAGUGGAUUGGCGAGGGCAACGUCACAAGAGACGUUUGCAAAGCCCGGAAAAAUCGAGACCCGGGGCGGCCGUGCAAGCAAAAAGCGGCAAAGCACUUCUUCGGCCACGAUUUCACCCGCUUUGCGACCGAAGAUCUCACCAAGCAUCAGCCCAUUGGCGCCGGCGACUGGCCCGGGAAUGUCGCAUCUUUCCGCCGAAACCAGUGCCCUAUAUCUUGCGUCCAAGUCGAAUUAUCAGAAUAUUCUGGAGGGCACUCAUCUGCCGGGCGUUUCAUACCCCGAAACAUUGGCGGAAAAUCUGACCUCAAAACGAACAUCUCACAAAAUCGCCGAGCAGGGACGGCGGAAUCGGAUUAAUCUUGCAUUGAAGGAGAUCGAGGCUCUUUUGCCUCCAUCUAUUUUGGCCACUAAUGGGAAGAAUCACCGAUCAGGCUCUCACGACAACGACGAGGCAGAGCAUAAACCACCUCCGCCUGGCCAAGGUGCCAGCAAGGCAAGCACGGUUGAAAUGGCGAUUGUCUACAUUAAGAGCUUGCAAACUGAACUGAAGGAAACGAAGGACAAACUUGAGGCGGUAGAAAAGAAGCUCGCGGAAGGGACGAGCAAGGCGGAGAGCCAGGCCUCGGAUGGAUAA
This is a messenger RNA of Rhinocladiella mackenziei CBS 650.93, 1857 nucleotides long. RefSeq lists its product as uncharacterized. The transcript has 3 exons. Gene Ontology annotation, molecular function: protein dimerization activity. The record is from RefSeq and is a predicted model, not a curated record. The coding region runs from base 1 to 1857 and encodes 618 amino acids. Lineage: Eukaryota; Fungi; Ascomycota; Eurotiomycetes; Chaetothyriales; Herpotrichiellaceae.